UAUAAUAGAUGGUAAAGUCAUCUGAUGUUGAUAAUAAUCGGGAUGUUAUUAGUGAUAGGCAUCACCACGUUAACUCUUUCAUUAUAAAAUAUAACGCCUAUUUUUGGAUCAAUAUAUCAAUAGACCGUCUGCUUGCAAUUACAGAUAUUCAUUAACAGCAAUAUGCACUAUAUCUAUGACAUGCUGUCGAUUAUAAUAAUAAUCUUAUCUGUAAAAAUGAUCAUCAUGCAAUUUGCAGUAAUAACAAUGUGAAGCUGUAAAAGUUAAUUAAGGACGGGCUAGUUUAAAUGCGAUUUCAUUUGUCCUGAUUGUGUGGUGCAUGAAUUCAUCUUCAACGUGCUCCGGCUGGCAUUGGAAGUAGUUCCGGUGGUUUGGCUAGAGAGGAGAGAGCGGAGUAGGGAGACCCGGGAUCCUGUUGUUGAACGAGCAAAUCAGAAUAGCGGGUAAAGUCUCACAACCCAACGGACUCAACUGACCACAGCAUUGAUCUACCUGACGGUGGAACGAGUCAUGCAGCGAAAGUGACAGCUCUAGAUUCAAGUUUAAAAGCCUCUUCCAAGAAGGAAUUUUUCAAGUGCAGUUGUGGAACCGCUGAACCUCCGUACAUUUUGAACCGGUUUGCAGCCAUCCACGGGGCUAGGCCCAAGCAGCUCCAUGAGGACAACGUGAACACGGGCCAGAGAACGUCUCCUUCAGACGCCGCGGGUUCCAAGCAUGCUCAGAGCCGUGGAGGGAUGGAACGACAUGGAGACAACUUCAGCAUUGGUCGCCGUGCAAACGCCAUCCAGUGAACUACCAGAGAGUCUCCUGCCCCCCCGCCCCUGAACCCCCUCCGCCCCCCCAGCCCCCCAUCGCCAACCUCUGACCCUCCAACCUCUCCCACCAUGACCUCUGAACUGGAGAGCAGCCUAACCUCCAUGGACUGGCUCCCCCAGCUCAGCAUGCUGGCAGCCAUCCAGAAGUCAGACGGCGGGCAUCACCGCGGCGGGAACCACGGGCACCACCACCACCACGCUCACCACCCCCACGGCCACGGGCCUGGGCCGGGUAAGAAGGCCGGGCAGCUGGACCCGGGCACCACCCUGGACCAGGAAGAGGCGUCCCAGCACCGGGACGGCAAGCCGCCCUACAGCUACGCCAGCCUCAUCACCUUCGCCAUCAACGGCUCCCCACGCAAGAGGAUGACCCUGAGCGAGAUCUACCAGUGGAUCUGCGACAACUUCCCCUACUACAGAGAAGCUGGCAGCGGCUGGAAGAAUUCAAUAAGGCAUAAUCUGUCCUUGAACAAGUGUUUCCUUAAAGUGCCUCGCUCUAAAGACGACCCCGGAAAAGGCUCCUAUUGGGCCAUAGACACCAACCCUAAAGAGGACACACUGCCCACCAGGCCAAAGAAAAGGCCACGCUCUGGAGAGAGGGCAUCCACACCCUACAGUCUGGAGUCUGAGUCUUUGAGGAUGGACUGCAUCAUGUCAGGGGGGGCGUCGCCCACCCUGGCCAUCAACACUGUGACCAACAAGGAGGGCAGCGACAGCCCCCGGAGCAGCCUGAACAACAGCCUGUCAGACCACAGUCUGGCCCCCCGGAGCAGCCUGAACAACAGCCUGUCAGACCAGAGUCUGGCCUCUGUCAACCUCAACAGCGUGGGCAGCAGCAGCCUGCACAGCUACGCACCGGUGAGACACGACCUUUCCCUGACCUAUUCCUUCCUCCCGGCCGGACCACCGAGGAUGCAGACGCCGUGA
Messenger RNA from Hypomesus transpacificus, 1742 nucleotides. Its product is annotated as forkhead box protein J3-like. Gene Ontology annotation, molecular function: DNA-binding transcription factor activity, RNA polymerase II-specific; RNA polymerase II cis-regulatory region sequence-specific DNA binding. Lineage: Eukaryota; Metazoa; Chordata; Actinopteri; Osmeriformes; Osmeridae. The transcript is spliced from 8 exons. Bases 885 to 1742 code for a protein of 285 amino acids. Gene Ontology annotation, cellular component: nucleus. The record is from RefSeq and is a predicted model, not a curated record. Gene Ontology annotation, biological process: regulation of transcription by RNA polymerase II.